This is a messenger RNA of Sclerotinia trifoliorum, 953 nucleotides long. Lineage: Eukaryota; Fungi; Ascomycota; Leotiomycetes; Helotiales; Sclerotiniaceae. The record is from the annotation of a GenBank genome assembly.
UCAUCACUUAUUUGUUUGCAUGUGGAAGGCUGUCAUCACAAAUUUCAACUUUCUCUCUAAAUUUGUCCUCUUGAGCUUUCCACCCUUCACCCCAUAAAAAGGGAGAUGAACGGUGUGGUGUUCUCAGUGUGUAUUAUUUUUCAAUCUGAAUUGACAAAUAAAACUUCUAGUCAUAUCACUGACUUUUUCCUAGAUUGUACUAGAGUUACCUGAGUUACUCGCGUACUUAUAUUCUCCACGUUCCAUGCACAUGGUUCAGCAAGGCUGUAACUGAAGGAUCUUGCAGUGGAGAAGGGAGAAGUUCAUAUGGGUGUUAAAAAAAAUUCAUUUUUGGAAAAAGAAAUACAAGAUCUACUCGUAUGGGCUGGAUGCGAUCGACCGAAUCUUAACUCAUCUCAAAGUACUCUCUCCCCUUGUGUACGGACAAGGCAACAGAAAGAGAAGAAUCGAAAAUCUUCAGAAAAUCCACUGCCUGCACCAGCCAUUCCCACAUUACCUCCACCCUUGGCAUCAGUUAACAGGUCAAAUUCUGAACGGCGCCUAAGGUGAUUCCCCAGGUGAUUAUCAGACAAACAUCAGCUGUUGUCCCAUUGAGCAAGGAGGUACCCUCCGAGGUUUGUCGUAACGGGGAAGUAAUAUCAUCACCUUCAUUAACAGACCCUUCUGCUACGAAAUCUAGUUCAGAUUUCUUCGGUCGGGCCGUGUUUUCCAAGAAAUCAAACACGUCUCUCGACCCAGAACUCCGUCACACAGUAGAACUCAGUCAGACGACAUACCAGAGUCAAUAGGUUCGAAUCACAAGUGCCUGGACUCACGUCUUAUAUCAAGCAAGAACUCGGGAUCUAUUGCACGCAAGGGAGGCGUACAAUCAAACACUGUCAAAUCACCAAUUUCGAAACUUCUUUCUCGUCAGAGUAAAAUCGUGACUUCCGCUUAUGUGCCCAAAGAUUGGA